This is a messenger RNA of Electrophorus electricus (electric eel), 1475 nucleotides long. RefSeq names its product trophoblast glycoprotein like (gene tpbgl). Gene Ontology annotation, molecular function: protein binding. The record is from RefSeq and is a predicted model, not a curated record. NCBI's taxonomy places the organism in Eukaryota, Metazoa, Chordata, Actinopteri, Gymnotiformes, Gymnotidae. Gene Ontology annotation, biological process: negative regulation of canonical Wnt signaling pathway. Gene Ontology annotation, cellular component: plasma membrane.
GCGAGCGUCAGUGACUUACAGAAUGAACCCACCGUGCCAAAACGCUGUCACGCCGUACGGACUGCACUCCUCCGUGCGAUGUUUAAAACUAUUUUUCAUCAGAAAGUGAAUACAAUUUUUUAAAAAUAAAAUCAAUGAGAGCUGAGCUUUCCGCUCGGUACAGUCUACAGACACAAAAGAGACUCGUCAGUUUCGAAGCCGUAUUAUUUACCCACUAUGAAAAUGGAAAGAAAAAACGCGUGGAUUCUUUAUGUAAGCAAUUUAUUCGCACUUAUUGCAAGACGCAGUAUUAUAUUUUUGGUUUGGUCUGUCAGUACCGAAACAUGUCCUUAUCCGUGCACCUACUUUGAGGAUUCGGGUAAUGUUACUUGUCUGGAUUCCCAAGAAAUCGAGCUACCGCUUGUUGUACCCCAGUGGACCAACACGUUAAUUCUGAGGGGAAUCAACAUCUCAGCUCUACCUGAGAGUGCAUUUUUAGUGAACGGGACGGAUUUGGAAUUUAAGACACUGCAAUUAUCUUGGAACAACAUACGUGUAAUCAAAGCAUAUGCGUUUCGCGGACUCUCGCGACUUCAACGCUUGGAUUUGAGUCACAACAAACUAGAGACCGUUUCAGCGUUGGCUUGUGGUUUGGAAGACCUGCGUUUUCUCUAUCUAAAUAACACUCUAAUGAGUUCUGGCGCAAGGAAUUUGACGAUGUGCGCUGUCACGGGAUGUCUGCGAAAUCUUCAGAGACUGGAUUUGUCAGGAAAUCGCUUAAAGGCAAUACCUAUUGCACGGUUUGACAAUCUUAACUUAAAUACGUUAGUACUAACUAACAAUUCUAUCGAGAAUAUUGGAGGAAACAACGUUUCAAGUUUUAAUGCAUAUAAAAAAAUAAGAAUUUUCCUGUCAAUGAACCCUUUCAUAUGUAAUUGUGAGCUGCAAGAAUUAUAUUAUUGGUUGCAAAAUGACUCUCAGUGCGCAGAUUCCAGUCGUCUACUUUGUGCGCUACCAGAGACAAAGAGGGGAUUACCUGUGGAGAAACUUCUUAUGGAGGAUAUCAAUUGCAUCAACGCGGAAUUAGAAACGGUUUCUUACGUGUUUCUUGGCAUUGUGUUGGCUUUGAUUGGGGUUGUGUUCCUAAUGGUCCUGUACUUGAACAGAGGAGUUAAAAGGUGGAUGAAUAACAUUAGAGACGCGUGCCGUGACCAGAUGGAAGUAUAUCAUUACAGAUAUGAACAGGACUCCGACCCUAGACUGGAAACGUAGCUGUUUAGACAGAAUGUUGGCGUACCAUGCUUGAACAAGAUAAUAGCUGGAUUGUACUCUCUCACAGAUGUCAAUUAAGGCACUGAAUUCGUUCGGUUCACAGUCUUGACUAAUGCAAUGACCUUUUAAAAAUAUAGUACAUAGACUACCAUUACUUGUUCAAAUAUGCAGUGUAAAUAAAACAAUGCACAGAUGUAGUUUACGUCUUACAUUUCUCAACAAAA